Molecule: messenger RNA, 1620 nt
Organism: Aspergillus chevalieri
Lineage: Eukaryota; Fungi; Ascomycota; Eurotiomycetes; Eurotiales; Aspergillaceae
Product: RUS1 family protein
Exons: 5
Coding region: 1-1620 (539 amino acids)
Source: RefSeq, a predicted model, not a curated record
AUGGCCUCUAAUGACCGGAAUGCCAUCACUUUAAUCGAAACAGAUGAAGUGAAGCACCCCACCGCGACGUAUGUAUACACAGAGUCUCAGAAACAGAGCCGCAAUGGCGCGCAGACAGGGCGGAUUGACCACAUUCCUCCAACCGCUUCACCCUCGUCAUGGCCUCGGGCCAAUCUGAUGAGUAUCCUCGGGGAUGUCUUUCUUCCGGCUGGAUACCCGCAUAGCGUCACUGAUGAUUAUCUGCCAUAUCAAAUAUUCGUAAGUCCAUCCAGCCCGCGCAACUGUGCAUGCAAUAACAACCCAGGACUCCUUCCAAGCCUUCAGCAGCUCCAUUGCCGGACUCCUAGCUUCCAGAGCCGUCCUGCAAGGUCUCCCUCCUGCCUUAUAUCCCCAGUAUCUCAACCGUCCAUACUAAAAGCAACAGGCGUCGGAGUCGGAAACCCCACCGCAACCCCAACAGCCGCCCUCCUCCUACACACCCUCCAAGACACAACCUCGCGCCUCGCAACAAUCCUCUUCGCCUACCGUAUCGGCACAGCCCUCGAGCCGGAAUGCAAGCGGUACCGCUUCGCUGCAGACGUCUUCAACGAUCUGGGCAUGGUGCUGAAUUGUCUGUCGCCGAUGGUACCUGCUGGUGUUGUCCGGGUGGGUGUCUUGAGUGCCGCGGGGGUGUUGACGGCGCUUUGUGGUGUUGCCGGGGGGAGUAGUAAGGCAACGUUGAGUGCGCAUUUUGUGAGGGGUGGGAGGGGAAGUUUGGGGGAUGUUAAUGCUAAAGAUUCAUCGCAGGAGACUGUCAUCUCGCUUAUUGGGAUGUUGACCGGCUCUCUCAUAAUAACCCACAUAACAACCCCCCUCACAACCUGGCUCUUCCUCCUCACCUUGCUAACACUACAUCUAUCCUUAAACUACCUCGCCGUAUGCUCCGUGCAAAUGACCACGCUCAACCGUCAACGCGCGAAUAUCCUCUUCUCAACGCUUCUGGGCUCAGAUCCUGCCCUGUUAUUUCUGACCUUGGGUGGGGAAAUGGGACCACCAUUGCAGUCGCAGACUGAUAUACACGAAGAAAAGAAGAAAUGGAGAGUCUUGACGCCAGCACAGGUCGCCAGCAAAGAGCUUAUCUUUGAGCGUGAUGGGGUUAUAAAGUGGUACUCCAGUCACUCUUCUGCCUCUAACCAAAUCAUCACCCUUGGGCACGCCAAUAUUGGUAUAUCGGUUCAGCGAUUCUUCAGCACAGUUGAGCCUAAUCUCUUACCCGACCUCACAAGUAUCUUCACGAACGAAGCAUACAUCCUCUAUCUCACCUCUAUCACCACAAUUGGCACCACCACUAAAGUGAAAUGGACCGCAAACACCCUCCUGAAACAAUCAUCCACGCCGCACUCGCAGCUGAAAGCGUGGAUGCAUGGAUUACUCGCUGCGCGCGUACUUUCCUCUUCAUUUCCAGUUGUUGACAAAGACAGUGGUGAGAAUGGGGUACUACGAGUCCUAGACCAGACGUUGACUUUCCUGAAUCACGGAAGGAGGUUUGGAGAGUACAUGUCUGCAAUGGAAGAAUGUGGAUGGGAGUUGGAUGUUGCGUCGUUAGAGACAAGGCCGGGACGGAGGGUUUCGGUUGCUUAA